This is a messenger RNA of Desarmillaria tabescens, 1567 nucleotides long. RefSeq lists its product as uncharacterized. NCBI's taxonomy places the organism in Eukaryota, Fungi, Basidiomycota, Agaricomycetes, Agaricales, Physalacriaceae. The record is from RefSeq and is a predicted model, not a curated record. The transcript has 2 exons. Bases 153 to 1445 code for a protein of 430 amino acids.
CACGAAACCAUUUUCACUUUCUUCUUCCUCGUCACCGUCGUCGUCCUGCACGUCUUCGCCGGCAACUCGUCGUCGUUGUCGUCGUCGUCGCCUUCACGUGUUCAUAUUAUUUAUCCUGGAUUCUAGUCACUCCUUCGCCACCACUCUCAUUUAUGCACGUCGACCUAUAUCUUACAUCCCGCGCCUCAGAUGACAAGGGAAUCUCCAAACAGACCAUCAUCAUCAUUGCUGUCUGUGCUGCCGUUGGCGGUCUCAUCCUUCUCGCCAUCGUCGUUCGUAUCAUUCGUUCUGCAUACGCUCGUUCUGCUGCGCAAACAGCCCCGCUGCCUCCAGUACAGCCCCUUGCUCACCACAGAGAACACCAGCUCGCCAAGUUCUAUAGGAGCAAUACAAGCAGGCCAAGCACCACCUAUGAAUCUUCCAACCUCACUGCGCCCCGGCCGUUUGCUUCCGACGUCUCAUCUGUUCGAACAAGCAAAGCCUCACUGCUCGUUCCGGACAGCCCAGGUCCAAGCAGUCCUUCACGGCAUGCCAGCUCACUUAAUGCGUGUGAUAUGGCGGAGGAUAUCUCCCUCAACAAUGCUCCCAUGGAUUUGGAUGUCCCCAAUCCUUCCUUCCAAGUCUCCACCCGGGCAAGCUCGAGCACCAUUGGCUCAAGCGAAAACAGUCAUACUCCUCCCGAAACGCCUGCUUUGCAGAGCUCUGGCAGCAUGUCACGUUUACCCCAUUCACAGACGCGAUCGAGCUCGUCUGCAAGACCCCCAUCCGCUCGCAGACCCCGCCCGCUUUCACUAGCGUCAUCCACACAUACUGUCGCUUCCAAGUCAAGUAGAACUAAUCUACGAACCGGGGUGCCUCAUGGACCUCACAAUCAGGUCCAGAUUGUUUUGCCAGCACCUUUGGCGCCUAGUAUCUAUCCUAACGAUGAGAUCACCCCAUAUAGGCACAUAGAUGAUGGGGGUUACAGCCGUCUAAGUGUUGUGGACCAGUGGGCACCGCGGACAUAUCGUUCAGAGGGCUCCUUGACUGGUGAAAGUCGCCGCUCAGUUGGCAGCACGGACCCUCGACCUUCUACAUCUUCUCAAGCCAGCGUUCAUUCACAGUCUCUUCCUUCACGACAUCCUCGGAGGAUGAACUCAAAUCUCUCAAAUCUUUCCUCGAAUCCUUCGCAUCAUGCAUCACCAGCUACACCUCCAACACCCUCAUCUUCCACAUACCAUCCCCCGCCCCCGGUGCCAAGGAUACCUUCCAUGUAUAACAGCAUUGGUGCGGGUGAUCCAGAAGGCCCACCUUUAAGAGGCCGGCCGAGGGACGUCAAUAUACCCGCCGCAGCUCGUGGCAAGGAUAUAUCUUUACCAGAUCCCGACGACGUGGAGAGACCAACCAAUCCACCAAAGCACCGUGCGUUAUCUAAAAAGAACGCAAAUUCUCAUGGACGGACUUAGUCCCGACUCUGCUUUUGGAUAGCGUAGCAUUGCUUAGAACAUUUUAUAUGCUCAUAUCAUACAAGUUGUUUACACAAUUACCAACACGUAUUUAUCUCUACGAGCCUCCGACUUGUAUCAGC